CGAAAAAAGUUGCAGUGAAACGUAUGAGACAAAUGAAUAAAAUUUUUGGUGAGAAGAAAGAAGAUCUUCGUCCAAAUGUUCGAAUGUUACUGAUCUAUAUAAAGUGGCCUAAUGAUUUACAUAACUUAUUGGCAAAAUCCUGAUGUCUAUGCAAAGAUUUAUGAAUUUUGCACGAUGGACUUUGAGAUGAAUUUGACUAUUAGAAGGAUGCAAUUAUUUUUACCCUGUCUGUGUACCAUCAUUAUUUAUUACACCAUUUUUUAUAAUUUUACAACCGUGAAGCUAAUUUAUGCACAUCUAAUAAAUGAUUAUGAACAACUCUUGGAUGAUAAGGAAUUGGAUAUUGUAAAAAAAUAUAAUAAAGAAAGUAAAAUAUACGCGUUACUUACUGCCAGACUUACCGUCUUAACUAUGAUAGCAUUUGUGACUUUCACAACAUAUUUGAUAUUAAUACAGCACGCAUGCAAUAAAUUUAGCAUUCUUAUAAUGAAGACACUACAACCAUUUAAGAAAAAACAGAACUCUAUCGAACAGGAUUUUUAUUACAGUGGACCUCAGAAGGAGCACGAUUGGAUAGUUGAUAUAACAAAUCGUCAUAUAAAGGCCACGCAGUUCAUUGAUUUGAUAAAUUCUUUAUCCGAGAUGAUUUAUUUAAUCGAAAUUUUCUUUGGGAUGAUUAUAAUUAUUGUUGAUUUUAUUUAUAAAAUACAAGCGAAAUAG
Molecule: messenger RNA, 720 nt
Organism: Vespa crabro (European hornet)
Lineage: Eukaryota; Metazoa; Arthropoda; Insecta; Hymenoptera; Vespidae
Exons: 7
Coding region: 112-720 (202 amino acids)
Source: RefSeq, a predicted model, not a curated record